AUGAUAUCCGCGGCAGAGGCCAAUGGCUUCCGAAAGCUGCUUCAACUUCAAUCCCCUCCCCGCGGCACUCCCUCCCGGGUUUUGUCUGCGCGAUUACGAAGAUGUCCCCAACUACAACAUGUUCUCUCUGCCGUAGCCCCUGCUGCGAGGUCUUCUUUACAGCAACCCCUCACGAGUAUUCCGAAGUCAACAAGGAGAUUUUAUCAGUCGGACGCCCUCGCCGCGUCGCAUGCGGACACUGUCGCGCCGUUACCUGUCAACUCGCCUGGAGUGAUGGAAAGCUUGUUGGGCGCCGUUCAAUCUCAGGAUACAAUGCGGAUCUUUGCAGAGCUCAAACUUCUGGGGCAGCAUGAGCGACAAGAUGAGGUUACGUAUGCCUUAAGCAAGUUGCCUACUCCAGUCUUCUCGGAAGUCGUUCGCUCCUUGGACCCUUUUCAAGUUGGACCCCAAGUCGAUAUAACUCAUGGCCUUCAAGUAGCGCCGGGCCUGGGACAAUUCAGCGCCGUCGCGUCUAUUAUGGACGAGUUUGGAAUACGCAAACUGUACCGCAACCUUGUCAGAUUGAUUCGCUCAGUUCUCGACUUACGGCAGCAAAACGGCAGAGACCUGAUGCUAUCCGACUAUGUGGUUCUCCUGAGAUGCGCUGGGGCUGCUGCCGAUAUCGAAACAGCAAAAUGGAUCUGGAAGGUGGCCAUGAGGCGCAACGAGCAGAAGGAUGCCAACCGCAGGGAAGGGCUGGCAUACGCAGAAUUCAUGAAAGCCCGGUUCCUUACAGAGCCGCUUUACAUGCAGUACGAUUUUGCCAGAUUCAGGGUCCGCCCGCGAGACCUUACCGGUCACAGAAAGCGUUUUGUUAAUAAGUCAUUUUUGCGCCGUCUCGAGAGAUUGCGCCUUAGCACUUUUGCAAAUAGCCGUUCGCAUUAUGGUCGAUCUCCCAACCAACCAACGCACGACAUGCACCGAUUGAUCAGUCUCAAAGGCCCAGUUCGACGAGUUUGGUUCAAGAUACACAAGGAUCGCGUUAUUGUUGAUCAGGAAAUAUUUUGCGCGCAUUUGAUUGCAUGUGCUCGAGCAGGUUCUUUUCGAGAAAUGGUCAGAAGAAUAUGGCAAACAUGGAGGAUAAGAAUCACCGAUUUGAAGGAUCAUCGUGCUGCUCAUAUUGUUGGUGGCCUCGAUCGCAGGAGACUUGACCCCUUGGCCAUACCCGAUCGCAAGUUGUUGGACGCCUUGGUGCAUUCCUUUGGAUGUACCGGCCAUGUCAUCUUGGCAAGGAAGCUCAUGAUUUUCUUUUCUGCGCGAUACAAAAUCACGAUACCCCCCGAAACCUGGUCUGCGCUAUUGGAGUGGACUUACAUCACGUCGUCCAAGCCGGCAUCGACUGAAUGGAAAAUCCUAAACGACGCUAACAGAAUCAUUGGUGAAGAGGAUGUAUUUGCUAUAUGGCAUACCAUGAUUUCUGAACCGUUUCAGAUAAAGCCCAGUCCGAAAGACACGGACAUCUACGUUAAAACAUUGAUUGCAGCUGGCAAGAUGGACCUAGCCUGUGAAGAGAUCAGACGUGGCCGUGAGCAGUAUGAGGCUGCGUGUGAAGAACUGCAGACAACCCUUUUUGAGAGGUUGUAUCCAUCGCCACCUCCGGAAGCGAUUGAUCGUCAUACGCGGGCCAAGGUCAAGCAACACACAACGUGGUAUACGGUACAGAGAUGGUGCAAAAUGUGGCUUGCUCAAGCCACGUUUGCAGAUGCAAUCUCGUCACGUGCCAUCACCAACUUCGUUGCCGAAUUCAAAGAAAUUUUACCGAACCCCAUCACCUACAAAACGACUGGAGGCACCGUGAGAAUCGAAAACCCUACGAGUCUUCAUAGGCAACAAUGGAAGAGGCGGGUUGUUCGGAGCCCUUCGACACAUUUGCGCGUGCCCGAUCGGAGUCGUCCGAAGUUUGCUCAGCUUGAGGUUGAAAGUGAGGACAAGGAUGGCCCAUUGGUUCCAGUGAUGAUGAGCGAGUCUGGAAACCAUAUGUAUGAGAUGAUGCCGAUUACUCUCAGCCGACUGACCAAGAAGAGCGUGCGCAAGCGGACUGAUAAGGUUUUUGGGCAGAAGGACAAGAAACUCCAAUUGAUAGCUGGUCGUGAGACGGGCGCGGAACAAAUCGAUCCUGCCAUUGAAGGAAAGAUACAGCAGCUGCAGAAAGGCGGAUAUGUUUUCAAGCGAUUGGUGAUGAGGAGUUUAGCUUGGUAA
Molecule: messenger RNA, 2238 nt
Organism: Colletotrichum truncatum
Lineage: Eukaryota; Fungi; Ascomycota; Sordariomycetes; Glomerellales; Glomerellaceae
Source: RefSeq, a predicted model, not a curated record